UGCAAUGACUGAUUUAAGACACCAAACCACAUCCGAAAUGGAGGUUGAGGUGGUAUCCAAAGAAUUCAUCAAACCAUCUUCUCCCACACCAAACCACCUCAAAAGCCACAAGCUAUCCCUUCUUGAUCAGUUCUUGUCCCCCACGUAUUGUCCCAUGGUCCUUUACUACACCAUCGAGGGAGCUGAUCGAGCCACCAGAAAAACCACACCCAUACAACUUCUGAAGCAAUCUCUGUCCAAAACCCUAGCACUGUUCUAUCCCUUCGCGGGGAAGAUGAAGGACGACCUCUCCAUCGACUGCAAUGACGAGGGCGCUCUCUUCAUUGAGGCCAGGGCCGAGUUCCCCCUGUCGCUGCUACUCGAACGGCCGGACAUGGAAACGAUCGGGAAGAUCCAACCACGCGCCGCCGCAUGGGGAGAAGGGGGACCAGGAGAUCCCGUGGCGAUGGUUCAAGCAACCACCUUCGCCUGUGGUGGAGUUGCAGUCUGCUUGCUACUUUCGCAUACCAUCGCAGAUGGUGUCUCUUUCAUGAGUUUCUUCAAGUGCUGGGCGGCCACGGCCCGCAACAGCGGCGGAACUCUGCGUCCCAACUUCGAUGCGCCGUCCUUCUUCAUUCCAGGAAAAACAGACACCAAAGAGGAAACCUACUCAUCUCUCUGUGCCCCUUUUGCGAACGCAAGCAGGUGUGGUACGAGGAGAUUCGUAUUCGACGCAUCAGCCACCGCGAGACUCAAGGCCAAAGCAUCCAACUCGCAAGUGCGGAACCCGACUCGAGCGGAAGUCGUCACGGCUUUGAUGCUCAAAUCGAUCACAGCGGCAUGGAACAAGGCAUCCAACCUUGACAAGCCAGGGGCAUUGCUCCAACCCCACAACCUCCGUCCAAAAGCCAUCUCGAGUUUCCCCGACGAUGCCAUCGGGAACUACGUAUGGCCCAUGCCCAUGCUGUGUGAGCCCGAAGCGAAGGACAACGACCUGCCCGGCCUCGUCAGCCGGCUCCGAGAAAUGAAAGCCAAAGUAGACGGCCCAUUCGUCAGAAGCUUUGUAGGCGAUGGUGGAUCGGCCGCGCUCCGUCAAGGCAUUAGGGAAAUCAGUGAGUCCUUGGCUCGAGCGCAGGGUCUCGUGUCGAUCACGAGUUGGUGUAACUUCGGUCACUAUGAAAUCGAUUUCGGGUGGGGGAGGCCGGCAUGGGUGAGCGCGGUCGGGACCACGGAGGAAACGCAAAAUCUGAAGGUGGAUAUCGUGAUUCUACUGGACACGAAGUCGCGCGAAGGAGUCGAAGCAUGGGUUUUCACGGGCGAGGACCAGCUCGACGUAUUAGAGCAAAACGAGGAGCUUUUGGAGUUUGCUUCAGUAGAUCCAUCUGCUUUCGAGAUUUGACUGAUGACCUAGGGUUAAAUAAAUGGAUUUUCAUUAGGUCCAUUGCAAAGGAAAUAAUUUACACAAUGACCGUCGGACCGGAGACAUGUGAAAAAAAAAAAUAAAUAUCGCUUGCGCAAUUAUACCGAACUCACAUGUUAAUUAUCCAAUAGUGAAUGUGUAAUAUUUUUUUUUUUUUUUCCUUCCUCUAACGAUGGACUCGAGAAUAGUCCUAAAUAAAGGAGGAUUAUUUGAGUAAAAAGAAGACUUUGUUUAGCUUUCUACGGAAAAAGAAUUUCGUUCCGUUUAACUUUACCUAAACAAUCUCGCUUUCGGGGACAACCUCGUAAAUUUACUAUUCGAAAUUGACCAAAAUGUCUAUAACUUUAAGGAAAUUCAUUUUGUUAAGC
Molecule: messenger RNA, 1767 nt
Organism: Rhodamnia argentea
Lineage: Eukaryota; Viridiplantae; Streptophyta; Magnoliopsida; Myrtales; Myrtaceae
Product: stemmadenine O-acetyltransferase-like
Exons: 2
Coding region: 5-1378 (457 amino acids)
Source: RefSeq, a predicted model, not a curated record